CACAGACGAUCAGAUUCACCUUCAGACCAAACUAACAACUUCCACUGAGUGAGUUCAGCUACAGGAGAGAAAAGUGGAAAACUAAAACCCUGCUGCUUUGACACUGCUGACGCACAGUGAAGCUUCACUUGGAGACAAAAUGGCAUCCAGAUCAGAGGAGGAUCUCUGCUGUCCGGUCUGUCAGGACAUCUUUAAAGAUCCUGUUGUUCUGUCAUGUAGUCACAGCUUCUGUAAAGACUGUCAGACGAGAUGGUGGAGAGAGAAACAAUCACGUGAGUGUCCAGUUUGUAAGAGAAGAUCUUCAAAAGAAUACCCACCUUGUAACCUGGUGUUGAAGAACCUGUGUGAGGCCUUUUUGUUGGAGAGAGAUCAGAGAGCUUCAGAGGCUCUCUGCAGUCUGCACUCUGAGAAACUGAAACUCUUCUGUCUGGACCAUCAGCAGCCAGUGUGUCUCAUCUGCAGAGAUUCAGAAAAACACAGCAACCACAGAUUCAGACCCAUCGAUGAAGCUGCACAACAACACAAGAAGGAACUUCAGGAAACUCUGGAGUCCUUAAAGGAGAAGUUAAAGGUUUGUGAACAAGUUAGAGUGAAGUUUGAUCAAACAGCAGAACACGUUAAGGUCCAGGCCCGACACACAGAGAGGCUGAUUAAGGAGCAGUUUAAGAAGCUUCACCAGUUUCUAGAUGAGGAAGAGGAGGCCAGGAUGGCUGCACUGAGGGAGGAAGAGGAGCAGAAGAGUCAGAUGAUGAAGGAGAAGAUGGAGGCUCUGAGCAGAGAGAUAGCAGCUCUUUCAGACACAGUCAGAGCCACAGAGGAGGAGCUGAGAGCUGAAGACGUCUCAUUCCUGCUCAACUACAAGGCUGCGGUGGAAAGAGUCCAGCAGCGCCCCCUGCUGGAUGAUCCACAGCUGCCCUCAGGAGCUCUGAUAGACCAGGCCAAACACCUGGGCAACCUGACCUUCAACAUCUGGAACAAGAUGAAGGACAUGGUCUCCUACACUCCUCUGAUUCUGGAUCCAAACACUGCAAAUCCAAAGCUCACCCUAUCUGAAGAUCUGACCAGUGUAAGACCAGGAGAGAGACAGCAGCUUCCUGACAAUCCAGAGAGGGUUGAUAAAUACCCGUCUGUUCUGGGCUCUGAGGGCUUUAACUCAGGGACUCACAGCUGGGAUGUCGAGGUUGGAGACAGUACAGCCUGGUUUCUGGGUGUGUUACCAGGAUCUGUCCAGAGGAAGGGACAUAUAAAGUCUAGAUUAUGGGGAAUGUGGUUUCAUGAAGGUAAAUACUCAGCACGUGCACAAGCAGGUCCACCCAUGUAUCUCCAAGUGCAGACGAAGCCCCAGAAGAUCAGAGUGAAUCUGGACUGGAACAGAGGAGAGCUGUCGUUCUCUGAUCCUGAUACUAACACACACAUACACACCUUCACACACACUUUCACUGAGAGGCUGUUUCCAUACAUUUUCACUGGGGAUAAACUGAACAUAUUGAACAUAUCACCACUGAAGGUCUGUGUGACAGUGGAACAAAGGAUUUAGAGAUAAAGAAGAGAAUUAUAUUCAUGAUUUUUGAGACCACUGGGACAUUACAGAUCACAAAUCCUUUAUUUGUGUGACCUUUGAUCCAAAAGGGAGACUAAACAAAAGUUUGAAAACGCUGCGGACCCCGUUUUUCAUUUUAAAAUUCUGGGUAGUGUUUUAGUGCAGACAGGCAAAAUCGGAGGAGUUUAGAAACGAUGACGCAGGCGACCUCGUUUGGCUCUCUGAUUGGGUCUCAUAAGUCAAGCAAAGCAGAAACACGAUACUGUUGACAGAGUAUUUUUAUUAGAAUAUUACUGCCAUACAAAUAACACUUUUGCCUACAUAUGUACUGUGCAUGUUGUCGUAUUUACCUUGCAACGACUCCCAAUCUGUUUUCCGCCACCACAGCUGCUUUCAACUCCCAUGUUACAUUCACAGUUCCAGCUCGUUAUUGGUCGUUCUUCAUCUGUAUUUCUCUAUUCUUUUGCCUAAUCUUUUUUAACUACGGAAUAGUAUGGAAGAUUUAAUUGGACUUUAAUAUUUGUAACCCACAGAAGACAAUCUACAAAUGUGUACAAUGAUGCGCAAAUAUUUCACUAUC
Molecule: messenger RNA, 2120 nt
Organism: Micropterus salmoides (largemouth bass)
Lineage: Eukaryota; Metazoa; Chordata; Actinopteri; Centrarchiformes; Centrarchidae
Product: nuclear factor 7, brain-like
Exons: 2
Coding region: 140-1537 (465 amino acids)
Molecular function (GO): zinc ion binding; protein binding
Source: RefSeq, a predicted model, not a curated record